UAAUGUUUCUGUCAUGACGGGUGAAACACCCGCAGAUCUUGGCGGCCGCCCUGGAGGCUUAGUCAGCGACAGCCCCUUUUACACCCCUCGAUGCUUGCAUCCUGGCAGGAAGCACGACAAUCAGCGGAUGCCUCGUGUGCCCUGUCGGAACUGUCCCUUUGUCGGUACGUGACUGUUUUCUGGACACUCCUUGCAACUGUGCUUGUUCUUCUCGCCCUUUCCGACCUCGUGCUGGUUUUAUUUGGAGCCCAGUCAAUACUCGACUCGUACACCGUGAGGACUCUGUCGAUCAUUGAAGCUUCACAGAGCAUUUGUAUCCUCCUCCUAAACCACCCUACCAGGUUUCGUUGCGACACACUCGGGUGUCGCAGUCAAUUUCCGUCAUAAUGGGUGGCUCCGUGUCUAAGAUUAUGGGGAAGAUCUUUGGGACGAAGGAAAUGCGCAUCCUGAUGCUGGGUUUGGAUGCUGCUGGAAAGACAACGAUCCUUUACAAGCUCAAGCUCACCAAUCAGGACGUCACCACCAUU
Penicilliopsis zonata CBS 506.65 is the source of this 527-nucleotide messenger RNA. RefSeq lists its product as hypothetical. The transcript is spliced from 3 exons. The record is from RefSeq and is a predicted model, not a curated record. Lineage: Eukaryota; Fungi; Ascomycota; Eurotiomycetes; Eurotiales; Aspergillaceae. Bases 91 to 387 code for a protein of 98 amino acids.